Salvia miltiorrhiza (redroot sage) is the source of this 1989-nucleotide messenger RNA. Its product is annotated as nucleobase-ascorbate transporter 1-like. NCBI's taxonomy places the organism in Eukaryota, Viridiplantae, Streptophyta, Magnoliopsida, Lamiales, Lamiaceae. Bases 259 to 1821 code for a protein of 520 amino acids. The record is from RefSeq and is a predicted model, not a curated record. Gene Ontology annotation, biological process: transmembrane transport. The transcript has 15 exons. Gene Ontology annotation, cellular component: membrane. Gene Ontology annotation, molecular function: transmembrane transporter activity.
UUCUUCUACUACUGUGUGUAGUGUGUGUAUAAAUACAUUAUCUUGUAUGUAUAAUCUACUCCAUAAAUAUAUUCCCAUUUUUCACUUUACUGUUUGUGAGUGGCACCAUAUUUGUUCCCCUCUUUUAUAUAUUCUUCCCGGCUGCACUUUUUCCAACUUUUCUAUCUGCUGUCGCCCCCGCUUUUUCACUUUCUUCUUCCUUAUUCCUUCUCCCUCCCUCUCUCUCUCUCUGCUUUCUCUCACCUCGCCUGAGAGAGAAUGGGUGACAUUCUACACCCUCCCAUGGAGCAGCUCCAAGACCUCGAGUACUGCAUUGAUUCUAAUCCUCCAUGGCCUGAAACCGUUUUGUUAGCAUUUCAGAAUUACAUCUUAGUACUUGGCACGAGUGUGAUGAUUCCGACAAUGCUCGUGCCUAUGAUGGGUGGAAGUGAUGGGGAUAAGGCGCGAGUCAUUCAGACAUUGCUGUUCGUUGGUGGCAUCAACACGCUUCUUCAGACACUCUUCGGAACCAGGUUGCCUGCUGUGGUCGGAGGCUCAUUCGCCUAUGUUGUUCCCAUAGCAUACAUUAUCAACGACUCCUCCCUGCUCCGGAUUGAGGAGCCUCACGUAAGAUUUAUACAAACCAUGAGAGCUAUCCAAGGAGCUCUAAUUGUUGCUGCUAGUAUACAAAUCAUUCUAGGCUACAGCCAAGUUUGGGGUCUUUUUUCGCGCUUCUUCAGCCCCCUGGGGAUGGCACCCGUCGUUGGAUUGGUUGGUUUAGGGUUGUUCCAACGAGGAUUCCCCUCCCUAGGAAACUGUGUGGAGAUUGGUUUGCCGAGUCUUUUCUUGGUCAUCGGCUUGUCUCAGUAUCUGAAGCAUAUCAAGCCAAUGAGGGACUUCCCCAUCUUUGAACGUUUCCCCGUGUUGAUCUGCGUCGCCAUUAUCUGGAUAUACUCCCUCGUACUCACGGCUAGUGGCGCCUAUCGGGGCAGGCCACACGCCACUCAGAUCAGCUGUCGGACAGACAGAGCCAAUCUCAUAUCUACCGCACCGUGGUUCAAGUUCCCUUAUCCUCUCCAGUGGGGCCCGCCUACUUUCGCCGCUGGCCACUCCUUCGCGAUGAUGUCAGCCGUGCUCGUCUCGAUGGUUGAGUCCACCGGAGCGUACAAGGCAGCGUCUCGUCUGGCUAUAGCCACCCCGCCUCCAGCAUACGUGCUCAGCCGGGGCAUCGGUUGGCAGGGCAUAGGCGUCCUGCUAGACGGGCUCUUUGGCACGGGGACGGGCUCUACUGUAUCCGUGGAGAACGUCGGGCUGUUAGGGCUAACUCGAGUUGGAAGCCGGAGAGUGGUUCAGAUCUCGGCCGGCUUCAUGAUAUUCUUUUCCAUCUUAGGGAAAUUUGGAGCUGUUUUUGCUUCAAUCCCAUUUCCAAUAUAUGCUGCAUUAUACUGCGUUCUAUUCGGCCUCAUAGGUUCUGUUGGCCUAUCAUUUCUCCAGUUCACUAAUAUGAAUUCCAUGAGGAACCUCUUCAUAAUCGGACUCUCUCUCUUCCUCGGGAUCUCCAUACCCCAAUUUUUCAAUGAGUACUGGACCCCGCACCGCCGAGGGCUGGUCCAAACGAAUGCAGGAUGGUUCAAUGCGUUCUUGAACACCAUAUUCAUGUCCCCACCCACGGUGGGGCUGAUGAUCGCGGUGUUCCUCGACAACACGAUCGAGGUGGAGAAGUCGAAGAAGGAUCGCGGGAUGCCGUGGUGGGUCAAGUUCCGGACCUUCCGAGGCGAUAAUCGCAACGAGGAGUUCUACACGUUGCCGUUUAAUCUCAAUAGAUUCUUCCCUCCUACCUAGUAGUAGUUGUGGUGUCUCUAGUUUUCUUCUUUUUUUUCUUCUCUUGCUCUAUUGUUUUUGUUUCUCCAACACGAUUCAAUUUUUUUUAGGGCCUCGAAGUCUAGCGACGAAUAAGGAAUUAGAUGUGUAUUCUCCUCCUAUUUUAUUAUAUCAAAUGCAUUUAAUUUA